GGAUAUUGUCACAAACGAGGCCGUUCGCCUGCAUAUGAAAAGACUUAUAAUGCUUUCCACAAGCCUAACCAUUCUGCAAGUGUAUGCCAGGCUAAAAAAAGGGAGGUUCACGCAGUAGACCAAAAAGGUGCCAGUGACGAACAGGCCUUUUUUAUUGGUGCUUUAAGUCGCAACAAAUGCACAGAGAAUGAUAAAAGGAGAAGUACUUAUCCUUCAAGCUUGACAAUGCAGCUCACUGUAAUGUCAUCCCGGCAGAAAGCAUUUGUAAGGAAGUGGGUAUUGUUUGUGGCAGUAAAAAAGGGUCAAAACUUUCUUCCUAUUCCGGUCAUGAAAACAUUGGGCAAGAGUGAUGUGGCAGUUGAGUACUAAGGAAGAUAUCAUGUGAUUGAGUUUCAGGUGUUUGACGUAGAUGUAAUACCGGUGUUAGGGCUGCAAACUGCCACUAACCUUCAGUUAAUUCAGAGAUUAUACACUGUGGCAUCAAUUGGUACACAGUUCACCGAACCAGAAAUACUCAGUACCUAUGCAGACCAGUUCAGAAGCAUUGGAACACUUCUAGGUGACUAUGAGAUAAAGAUUGAUGAAAGCGCAACUCCAGUAGUACACCCACCAAGGCGGAACUAUGUCGGAUGGAAGAGAUGGGUAUUAUCACAGCGAUUGAACAAUCUACCAAGUAGGUCAACCCAGUCGUUGUGGUUCGGAAGCCAAAUGGAGAUGUCCGUAUCUGCCUUGAUCCUGUUGAUUUGA
Porites evermanni is the source of this 747-nucleotide messenger RNA. Lineage: Eukaryota; Metazoa; Cnidaria; Anthozoa; Scleractinia; Poritidae. The record is from the annotation of a GenBank genome assembly.